Xenopus laevis (African clawed frog) is the source of this 1528-nucleotide messenger RNA. RefSeq lists its product as uncharacterized. The transcript has 4 exons. Bases 464 to 1156 code for a protein of 230 amino acids. Lineage: Eukaryota; Metazoa; Chordata; Amphibia; Anura; Pipidae. The record is from RefSeq and is a predicted model, not a curated record.
GUCAGGGGAAGACAGUAAGAUUAAAGUGUGUGUCGGGCCCCUGUGAAGUUCUUUUGCGGAGGGGGCUGGCACGGCCUAGAUACACCCCUGUGUGUGCCCCUGUAUGUGUAGUACAUAAGUUGGCAUCUGAUACUCUGGAAAAUUUAUAGUAGUAUGUCUACAGAACCUUGGCAACGCCGUUGCUGUGAAGCACUAGGCACAAUGGAGAAGCUUUGUCUUGUUGCCAUGCAGUGAAAAUCAACAGACAGACAGCUCAAGUCCAGUAAGUGAAAGUGAAACUGGAACUUUCCAUAGACAUUAAUCAGCAGUUCUAUUCCCACUCCCAGGGGAAGGGAGAUAUUAUGGGAAAUGCCUGAAUGGAUAUACUGUGUGUGUGGUGUGACGGGGGCUUGAAAACCAGGGAGGAAACCGCUCUCUCUGCUUCGAAAGCUUCAUAGAAAGGUGAAGCAGAAAAAGCUGAACAAUGGCACCACCCCGCCAGUUCACCGUAGGGAUAUUUUCGAGGGAUGGAGAAGACAGUUAUAAGUGGCUGAUUAAUAUGCUCAAGGACACAGAUUUCAGGGAUGUUGUGAAGGACGUUCUACCCAUUUACAUAAGCAAUAAUUUCCCAGAAUUCCUAGCCAGUGUGUCCCAGUGCCAGUUUGCCAUCCUGUAUCACAGCAAGAACAGAGGGAGGCUGAAUGUUACAGAUGUGACUGACUCUCUGUAUGAUGAAGAGCUGAAAUAUUUAUCUGCUGAGCUGGGCAAGGAACAUACCAUUGUGGUGAUAGAUGACUUGGAGGACAGCAGUGAUGAGAUUAAAGAGAGCUUAUUGGCUGACCAGCCGUGUAUCAAACAAAACGCGCAAGAGAUUUUACUCAUCAGUCAACAGGAGAAAAAGUCACCAAAUGAGGAAAUGAUGAAAAAGAAGCAUCAGAUGAUGGACAUCAUGGCCCCAAAGAAGAAAGGAAAAAAGAAGACUAGUGGCAAAAAAAGUGGGUCAGGACAAGAAGGCAGUGAUGGACAGGGCAAGAACCCAAGAGAUGAAGAGGAGGAAAAAGACACAAAGGAAUCAGGAGUAUUGAUGCCAAACCAAACUCUGCAAGGGCAACAUGGGGUGAGGAACCAGACAGGUCCCCGGAAAAGUCAAGGCUUAAAAUGCUGCUGUAUUAUCUAGCAAAAAACCUAAGAUGACCCUGUCAAGAACUGAAUGAAGAGCUCUCUUAUGCUGACAUUACAGAUAUGUGUCGGUACAGGUAUGAGAAAUGACACUGACCCAAAAACGAGUUCCCUACUGAUGUUAUAAAAUGUUUGUUCUCAAGCUUUAAAACUGAACAGUGACAUUUCCCUUUUUUGCUAUAACCACAAUGCAGUUCUUAGUAUAAGCCGUAGUCAUCCCAGAGUUAGUUAAAGGGGAAGUUCACAUUCAAAAAUCCUAUUGUUUAGUACUCCACAAAAAUAAAUCAUCUUUUCAGUUACUUUCUGCAUUUCAUGUUUAUCCAUUUUUUCUACAAUAUGUAUUUUAAAAAUAUAUUAAUUUCACCUCUGA